CGUACUCUCUGCGCACAAUCUACGGAUUGUACACAAUCAUCAUGGCGACGCAGGAUGGAAGUGAAGGAGUCACGAUGGAAACCGAGGCAAAGCUGAAUGAAGCCGAACCACUUGGCGAAGAUGUCGAGAAGGCCGACGCCGAAGCUGCUUGUCACACAGAUGCAGGAAAUGCCACAACUCAGGACUCUAGUAUUAGCAAUGGCGACGACGCAGAUGACAACCAGGAGACGGUGGAUCUGAAGAUUAUCUGGAACAAGAACAAAUACGAUCUGAAAAUCGCCGUCGACAGCACCGGAGCCAAACUCAAAGAGAGGAUUCACUCACUCACUGGUCUUCCACCGGCAAUGCAGAAAGUGAUGUACAAAGGAUUGCUUCCAGAGGACAAGACACUACGUGAAAUAAAGAUCACGAAUGGUGCAAAAAUAAUGGUGGUAGGAUCCACAAUAAAUGAUGUAUUAGCUGUUAACACGCCUAAAGAGGUCAUCCAGCAGGAAGUUAAAGCUGAAGAAAACAAGAAAGAACCUUUAUGCAGGCAAAAGCAACACAGGAAAGUGUUAGACAAAGGUAAACCAGAAGACAUUAUGCCAGCUGUUAAAGGAGCAAAGGAGCGGCUGCCGACAGUGCCUUUAUCUGGAAUGUUUAACAAGUCCGGAGGAAAAGUAAGACUCACGUUCAAACUGGAGCAAGAUCAGUUAUGGAUUGGAACAAAAGAGAGAACAGAAAAAGUCCCAAUGGGCUCCAUAAAAAACGUAGUGUCUGAACCCAUCGAAGGCCACGAGGAUUAUCACAUGAUGGCUUUUCAGUUGGGUCCAACAGAAGCUUCUCAGUACUGGGUGUACUGGGUGCCUACACAGUUUGUCGAUGCAAUCAAAGACACAGUCCUUGGCAAAUGGCAGUAUUUUUAACGUGCCUCCUUUUUCACGAUGAUGAACUGGGAUUGAGAAGAGGAGCCAGCGAAAAGUAAAACUGGAGACGACGAGACUUAAGGAACUUUUUGGAAUAUAUUUGAAGGAAACUGUUGGAUGCCUGUGGACUAAUUCAAUUCUUUUUAUGUGAAAAGUGCACUAUGUGGCAGCGUAACAUUUCUCAGCCCUGUCGAUCAUUCGAGGUUUUCAACAAAUCUAAGGGAAAAUAAAUGUACAGAAAUUGCUAACACUUUUCUUCAGUUAUUCUUAAGAAAAUAAAAAUUAUUUAAUGAAAAAA
Nematolebias whitei (Rio pearlfish) is the source of this 1203-nucleotide messenger RNA. It is a transcript of the gene ubfd1, whose product is annotated as ubiquitin family domain containing 1. The transcript has 7 exons. The record is from RefSeq and is a predicted model, not a curated record. Lineage: Eukaryota; Metazoa; Chordata; Actinopteri; Cyprinodontiformes; Rivulidae. Bases 42 to 905 code for a protein of 287 amino acids. Gene Ontology annotation, molecular function: RNA binding; cadherin binding.